Coprinopsis cinerea okayama7#130 is the source of this 162-nucleotide messenger RNA. RefSeq lists its product as hypothetical. The record is from RefSeq and is a predicted model, not a curated record. The transcript is spliced from 2 exons. NCBI's taxonomy places the organism in Eukaryota, Fungi, Basidiomycota, Agaricomycetes, Agaricales, Psathyrellaceae. The coding region runs from base 1 to 162 and encodes 53 amino acids.
AUGACGGACCAAUUCCAGUACAACCGCUCCAGCGAGAAGUCUCGCGAUACCGGCGCGCAGAAGCAUAAGCAUAGCCAGACAGUCACCGAUCCACUCGAACCAGCCCGGGCCCACGGCAACGAGCCCUCCCAGGAAGAGCUCAAAAGGAAGGGGAAGAUCUAG